Dermatophagoides pteronyssinus (European house dust mite) is the source of this 549-nucleotide messenger RNA. RefSeq lists its product as uncharacterized. Gene Ontology annotation, cellular component: plasma membrane. Gene Ontology annotation, molecular function: protein binding; signaling receptor activity. Gene Ontology annotation, biological process: signal transduction. The record is from RefSeq and is a predicted model, not a curated record. Lineage: Eukaryota; Metazoa; Arthropoda; Arachnida; Sarcoptiformes; Pyroglyphidae.
AUGGAUCGAAUUGUAAAACGUCGUAUGGCAGCAAUACGUCGACAACCAAAUCGUCGUCGUCAAUUAAUGAUCUAUUUAAUUAUGGAAAUGACAUUUUAUCUAUUUUUGGCUAUAAUAUUUACAUCAACACUUCAAUAUUAUUUACAAGUAUUAAUGUCUAAAUUAACUAAUGAUUAUGAUUAUGAUGAUGGCGAUGGCGAUGGCGAUGGCGAUGGCGAUGGCGAUGGCGAUGGCGAUGGCGAUGAAAACUUUCCGACAACAACAACAAAUCAACAAGCAAGGUCAACUGAAAGGUUAGGUUGGUCAGUUUGGGUAAAAACUAAAAAACUUCAAAGAAAAGUAAACAAAAAAGAAAAAAAAACAUCGUUUCUUUCCAGCCAAAAAAGAACAUACGACAACGGAAACGUAAUAAUAAUAUUUCAUCAUCAUCACAUCUCAGCAUCACAUCGAGUGAAAAAACGAUUUUCUAUUCGCAUUUUGGUUUCCGGAAUCACAAUUUCAUUGUGACAAUUUGGUGAAAACGUGAAACAACGAAGAAAUAUUAAACCG